AUGACACCUUUCGUUGUUGAACUGUAGUGUAGUUGAAUUCUUCAAAUUCUAUCCUAACUUCUCAGAGUUGACAAGACGUGUUGAAUGUUGAUAUCUGUUGUGACUCUUUAGUACUUAUUACAAUUUUUAAUCUAGAAUCAAAAUUAUUUCACUCUCAUGGAACCGGAAAAGUCUAAACCUAAAAUCGUCGUGUUGGCGUCGUGUUGUGUUGAUUUUAUAACCUACGCACCUAGGCUUCCUUUGCCGGGUGAAACACUUCAAGGAGAUAAAUUUACGACCGGUUUUGGGGGGAAAGGAGCAAAUCAAUGUGUCGCUGCUGCUAAGUUGGGAGGCGAUUGUCAUAUUAUUUGCAGAAUUGGAGAUGAUGACUGGGGUAUUAAGUAUAAAGAAAAUUUAAUAAGCUUUGGCAUCGAUGUAACCCAUGCAAAGAUAACCAAAGGGGUGUCUACUGGUAUUGCACAAAUAUCUGUCGCUGCAAAUGGAGAAAAUCACAUUGUUAUAGUUCCCGGAGCAAACAAAUACUUGAGUACAUGUGAUGUUGAAGAAGCUAAAGUAUUAGUGGAAAACGCUGAUAUUCUCAUAAGCCAGCUUGAAACACCAUUGGAAACCACUUAUGAAGCAUUUAAAUUGUGCAGAGGGAUAAAACUCUUGAAUGCAGCACCAGCUAAUAUUAACAUCGUAGAGAUACUAAAAUAUUGCACUUUGCUUUGCGUCAAUGAGGUUGAGGCAUCAAUGCUCGUGGAAUUUGAGGUCACAAUCUCAAAUAUUAAACAUGCUCUUCAAAAAUUACUACUCUCGGGAUGUAAAGUUGCUGUCAUUACUCUGGGUGAGAAAGGUGCGGCUUAUUCGUCUGAAGAGGGAGAGUCUAUUUUUGUUCCUUGUAAGAAAGUUACUCCUAAAGAUACAACGGGCGCAGGAGAUGCAUUUGUCGGAGCAUUAGCAAAAUUUAUGGUGUCUCAUAGAGAUUAUCCGUUGCAUCAAAUAAUCGGCGCAGCAUGUGAUGUUGCUACUAAGUCAGUUACUAAGGAGGGCACACAAAUAAGUUUUCCAGAAAAAUAUGAUGCCUUUAAUGAAGUAUAUAAGUAUACAAUUUUAUAAAUGAAAUACAUACAUACAAUAUCUGAUAGAAUACACCUAUACUACAUAAUUCUAAUCAAAUAUAAAGUGAUAUCUAUU
Molecule: messenger RNA, 1176 nt
Organism: Leptidea sinapis
Lineage: Eukaryota; Metazoa; Arthropoda; Insecta; Lepidoptera; Pieridae
Product: ribokinase-like
Exons: 6
Coding region: 157-1098 (313 amino acids)
Biological process (GO): D-ribose metabolic process
Molecular function (GO): ribokinase activity
Source: RefSeq, a predicted model, not a curated record